Gymnodraco acuticeps is the source of this 2117-nucleotide messenger RNA. Its product is annotated as probable G-protein coupled receptor 82. The transcript has 5 exons. Gene Ontology annotation, molecular function: G protein-coupled receptor activity. The record is from RefSeq and is a predicted model, not a curated record. Gene Ontology annotation, biological process: G protein-coupled receptor signaling pathway. Bases 111 to 1244 code for a protein of 377 amino acids. NCBI's taxonomy places the organism in Eukaryota, Metazoa, Chordata, Actinopteri, Perciformes, Bathydraconidae. Gene Ontology annotation, cellular component: membrane.
AAAAGAUUCACAUUGAGCCAGAGUUGUUCUUUUAGCUGUGAAUAUAACAUUUGAAGAACUGCAGCCGUUUGCUCUUCAAUGACCUGGACGGAGCUCCUGCUAGAGAUCAAAUGGAGAACAUUUCAUCCCCUUUCCCUCUGGAUAACUCCUCCCUCUCUUCCUCUUUUCUCUCCCUUUGUCCCACUUUCACCACCCUCUUCUUCCUCCCCUCUGCCUACACCUUCCUCUUCCUCACCGCUCUCCCAGGGAACAUCCUCUCUUUGUGGGUGUUUCUCCGCUGUAUCUCCACCGUCUCCCCCACCCACGUCUACCUGUCUCAUCUGAGCAUCUCCAACCUGAUUCUAUCUCUCACCACUCCCUUCCUGGCCGCUUACUACGCGUGGGGCUCUGAUUGGACGCUGAGCAGCGCUCUGUGUCAGCUGGUUCUUCACGGCAUCACCCCGGUUCUGCACAUCAACAUCUACAUCAGCAUCAUGAUCCUCACCUGGGUGGCGCUGAGCCGCUUCGCCUCCCUCAUACAGCACACCCACGCCUCCAGACCCAACCGGUGCAUCGCCUUUCUUCCUCACGGUUUCUUCGCCCGCCUCAAGAGAACAUCCUUCGCCAACAGAGUUUGCAUCGUCGUGUGGUCGGUGGCUAUCGGAUGCGUGGUACCCGUCACCGUUAUUUACUCCAUGAAGGAAGCGGUGAGCGUGAAAAAAGCUGUUGUUGCAUGUACGGAGGUUUGCUACAGCCCAACGGUGGAGAUCGGAGGAAGACUUUCUGCUGGUUUGGCCGUGAUCGUGAUUACUCUGUUCUUCCUCUUCUACCUGCUGGUUCUGAUGUCUUAUAUGAUGGUUCUGAGGCAUAUUGGGCGAUCACGGAAAAGCACGAACGUCACUACGUCCCAAAGUCUGCUGGGGAGGGUGCUACGAAACAUCGUGGUCAUACAGGUUGUUCUCUCGGUUUGUCUGCUGCCGUAUCACAUCUACAAACCCAUCUUCAUCUCUCUGGCUAACGACCAACGACAGCUGAGAUAUUUACCGGGACCAAACAUCUGUAAACAGUGCCAUCCAUUCUCCAUCUUAGUCGAGCUGAAGAACUGUUUGCUGCUUUUGGCCGCUUUGAGAGGAUCCACGGACCCUUUAAUGUACUUCCUGUUGGACAAGACCUUCCGUCAUCAAACCCUGAAACUCUUAAGGUGCAACCAGAACAAAACUGGAAGCACGAAAUCCUCCUCGGUCACAGGAAGCAACACCACCUAGGCUGGCCCGCUGGAGGAAGGGAACCUGGCCACAGUUACAGCGGAUAUAAGUCAAGGAAGUUUUCUGUAAAUGUUAAAAGAUGUACAAGAGGCCCUUCUGAAAUAGCCGUGUCAGAGUCGAUGCUUUUAAAUGUCUCUUAUUUUGAUAGAAACCUUAAGAAAAAUUCCUUUAACAUAAUAUGAAACAGAGGAAUCUUUAUUUUUGCGAGUGUAAAAACCAUAUUUAGGCCAGUUUUGAAUGUAAAAUUACCAAUUAUAUUAUCAAAAAAGUUAUUUUUGUUUAAUACUUGUCUAAUAUUUGCAGCUGUAUCAUGUUUUCAUGGUUAGGAAGAGGCAUUCAUUCAAAUAUAAUGUUUGAAAUAUUCCAGUUUCUUAAUAUAAUCAGGUGUUUUAUCUAUUCAGUUAAAAAGGAAUAAUGAUAGUCUUACGUUUCCAUGGUAGUUUGGCUUUAUAGCAGUCAAUGAAACUGGAGUAUAAUGUUUUGUAAUACAUCGGUUUUUAUGACAUUGAGAUAUAAGACUUUACAUCGUCUCACAUUUUGGAUAUUGUCCUAUCACAAGAUGGCAUAAGUGUUUAUCUUUCCUGGUUUAAAGACUGUGUUUAAGUCAAGUUAUGUAUUUGUUUGUUUUAAUAUUUCAUUAAGCAGCAAGUGUCAACCUUAAAAUAUCGAUAAAGGUUUUUAGUUGUUAAAUAUGGGGAUAUUUGAUGUACUAUAUAUCUCCGUACCCUACUGAAAUCAACCUAAUGUUGUUUGUAGCUGAAUAUGGAUGACAAUUGAUCCAAAUCAUAGACAAAAUACUAGAUAGAUACUAGAUUUAAACAUAUUGAACUGAAACUAAAAGCCAUUAAUAAAGAAAAAGCGAGUUACAUUUUA